AUGACCGCCGGAAAGACUUCUAUCAAGGUUAGACAAUUCUUCACUAACAGACUUUUGAACAGAAAGCAAUUCGUUGUUGACAUCCUCCACCCAGGUCAACCAUCCCUUUCUUCUGCUCAAUUGAAGGAAAAGUUGGCUGAACAAUUCAAGGUUGCUAACCCACAAACUAUCAUGUUGACUGGUUUCAAGACUAAGUUCGGUGGUGGUAAGAGCUCUGGUUUUGCUAACAUCUACGAUUCCAUCCAAGAUAUCAAGCUCGUUGAAGCCAAGCACAAGUUGGCUAGAAACAAGCUCAUCACCCUCAAGAAGGACGGUAGAAGAUUGAAGAAGGAAAAGAAGAACAGAGCCGCUGCUGUUCGUGGUAAGGAAAAGACUAAGGUCAAGGGUGCCAACAAGAAGUAA
Molecule: messenger RNA, 402 nt
Organism: Naegleria gruberi
Lineage: Eukaryota; Heterolobosea; Eutetramitea; Acrasida; Naegleriidae
Exons: 1
Coding region: 1-402 (133 amino acids)
Biological process (GO): translation
Cellular component (GO): ribosome
Molecular function (GO): structural constituent of ribosome
Source: RefSeq, a predicted model, not a curated record